AUGGCCUACUUUUCCUACAACCACCACGCCCACAUCCUCGGCUCCCGUUCCGUAUUCGACAAGCUCAAGAGGCUCUGCAUCUGCGAUGGCCGCGGCUCGAUACGAAGCCAAGACUUUAGCGGUCGCUAUCGGCCUAACUACUGGACGCUCUCCUGCGGCUUGCCUCCUAUGGUCAUCGGGGAUGAGCAAAUCGAAGUCAGAUUGUACCACGUCGAAUGCGACGAGGCUGGAGCUCUACCCUGCGGAAAGUGA
Molecule: messenger RNA, 252 nt
Organism: Colletotrichum orchidophilum
Lineage: Eukaryota; Fungi; Ascomycota; Sordariomycetes; Glomerellales; Glomerellaceae
Exons: 1
Coding region: 1-252 (83 amino acids)
Source: RefSeq, a predicted model, not a curated record